GGUCCUGUCAGUCAGCUGAUUUUAACUUCGUAAUGUUGGUAGCGGUAGGCUGCGAAAAAAGCGCGUAGAAGUUUGAAGAAAACUUACAAGAUUACAGGACUCUUGUUAACUCCUUAUUUCAUGUGAAACUAAUUGCUGAUUUAUUAUUUUCUACUUUUGUGUAUUUCGUUGCCAUCUGAUAUCCUUAAAAAUGCAUUAUGUUCAAAAAUACUUAGAGAAAAUACCAAUACCAACAAUUAAUAUCAAUCCAACACCCGGUAAAAAGCUAUCAAACAUUUAUCUGUACUGUAAUUAUUACAGUUUUUACUCACAAAAGGUACUCAUGACGCUUUACGAAAAGAAUAUUGAGUUUGAGCCUUUAAUUGUGGACAUAACAAAAGGAGAGCAGUAUUCUUCAUGGUUUUUGGAUAUAAAUCCUCGAGGGGAAAUACCAGUGUUAAAGGUAAAAAAUGAAGUUAUACCAGACUCUACAAGAAUUUUGGAUUAUUUGGAAUUUUAUUUAGAUCCAGAAUUGACGUCACUAAUAAAUGUGUCAGCAGACAGUAAAGUACUGGAUAAUAUCAAUAGAUUCCGUGAGAUGUUAGAAGCACUACCAGCUGGUUUAAUUACUGUGGGUUCAUUCUUUCAUCCUCAUCUGAGUGGAACUCCCAAGUUACCAUUUAUUCAGCCAGUUCGUGAGAUACUUAAAAGUGGUGACCUGGGAAAUUCUACAAAUCUGAGAAAAUUAGCUGAGGAAAAUCCUAAAGCUAGAAGUAUAUUACUUUACAAAGCUGAGAUUCAAGAUCGAAAACAUGAAAUAAUAACCAAUGAAGAGGAGUACUCCAAAGUCCUCAAAGUUAUUGAUCAAGUUCUAACUCAUGUGGAAGAACAAUUGAAAAAGCAGCCUGAAGGUAACUGGCUGUGCUGCGAAAACUUUACCAUUGCGGACAUAAAUUUAGCUAUUCUCCUCCAACGCCUUUGGGAACUUGGAUAUGAAGGUAGAUAUUGGGCGGCUGGAAAACGUCCCUUAUUAGAAAAUUAUUACAAUCGUGUCAAACUACGAGAAUCUUUUAAAAAAACCAUACCUAAUUUACCAGUUCAUCUGAAAAUGAUUGUGAUGUCGCAACCACCAGCAUAUUUAGGCGCUGCAGGCGCAGCAUCAAUUGGAGUUGUUGUUGCAAUUGUAUAUAUAUUCAAAAAAAUUAUACGCUAAGCAUUGCUUGUCUAAACCAAAUUGGCCAAUAAUAUUCCAUUAUAACCUGUUAUUUAUAUUUUAUGAUUUACCUAAACAUAUUUUUUACUGUUCUUGUAUAUAUUUCUGAGGCAGUAACUGUAGGUAGAUAGUUACACCAUGAUGCUUUAUAUCUGCGCCCCUUGCUCACAUUUUCAGUUCUCGCCAAACAUUUUGCUGGCACUAAAAAUUAAAAUCAAUGUAUUUAUGGAGAUAGCUAAUUAAGUACCUAUCAGUGGUCAACUGAUUAUGGACUUCAAAGCUUAUUCUUUGCGCAGCGCCGGCAUUAGAUAGGAGUUUUUUUGCAACAGGUUCAAUGUGAGCGAUGUUCGUUACGUUGACUUGCCGCUAGCUUAUAUUGCUAUGAGGUUACCUACAUACAGUUACCGGCACGGAUGUCGAGCCCUGACCUUCACCUGCGCAGAAGCGAUUUACUGCCUUAUUGCCUUAUGCGUACGGGUGCGCAAACCGAUCCCCACUCUUCCGCCGAGAGCCCGACAUCCGUGCCGGUAACUGUAUCUAUUUUGAAUUGGAAGAACUUGAGAGUGCAGCAAAGACUUCUUGACUUUUUGAUUGCAUCUAUUUAAGUGAAUACAGUAUUACUUUACCAAGACUUUGUAUAGUGUAAUGGGUCCUAGUUCACUAGCGUUAUUAUUAUAAGCACUAACCGUUUGGCGCUAUUUGACUGUACACCACACAUUAUUUUCAUUACUUUUUCCUUAAAACUGUGUAAAUAAUUUUCCUUUUCACACAGCACCACACAGUUAUGAUCAUUAAUGUGCAACUAGUUUCGAAAGAGCUUUUAUAGGCCUAUUUAAAAAAAAAAAGUGACUGAGACUUUUUGAGCUUUUUCCAAUUGACUUCAAAGAGAGAGAGAGAGGUGGAAUAGCUAGAUCACAUGAAGAGUUGCUAGCAGCAAUGAUCUGUUCCUUAUUUCUAGUAAACAAUUAAGUACUAUCUUAAUUAUAUGUACCUAUGUAUUAAACUUCUAUCUUUAAAAAAUAACAAUAAAAGCAGUAUUAUUUACCUUUUAAGAUAUUUAUUAAAACCGUAAAAUAUGUAA
Helicoverpa armigera (cotton bollworm) is the source of this 2273-nucleotide messenger RNA. RefSeq names its product ganglioside-induced differentiation-associated protein 1 (gene Gdap1). NCBI's taxonomy places the organism in Eukaryota, Metazoa, Arthropoda, Insecta, Lepidoptera, Noctuidae. Gene Ontology annotation, biological process: mitochondrial fusion; mitochondrial fission. Gene Ontology annotation, cellular component: mitochondrial outer membrane. The transcript has 5 exons. The coding region runs from base 191 to 1192 and encodes 333 amino acids. The record is from RefSeq and is a predicted model, not a curated record.